Messenger RNA from Melanaphis sacchari, 1419 nucleotides. RefSeq lists its product as uncharacterized. The record is from RefSeq and is a predicted model, not a curated record. The transcript has 5 exons. Lineage: Eukaryota; Metazoa; Arthropoda; Insecta; Hemiptera; Aphididae. The coding region runs from base 70 to 1419 and encodes 449 amino acids.
GGUUGUAUUUUUUUAAAAAUUGUAUAAAUCUCAGGUCUUUUACUUUUAAUUAACCGGCACUUUACCACCAUGACUUUGAAUAAAAAUCUAUACACAGAAGGUAAUUAUUCAACAAUGGCCGAAAUGAAACAAUUAGCUACGAAAUUAAUGCAGUGUAAAUCAUUUAAAGAGCGACAAGGACGUCUGAGUGAAUCACUCGAUCAUCUAUCAUUUGAGUAUCCUGAUAUAUACAUAAUAUUGUAUAGAGAGAUAAAAAGAAGAGAACUAGAAUCUAAUGAUCCAAAUAAAAUUACUAAAUGGUUAAGUAAUCCAACACAAAAAUCGUACAUCAAGCUUCAUGAGUCAUUGAUGAUGGUAAAAAAAAACAAUAUUAUGGCCAAAGAGGAGCUUAUAUAUAAUUUAAGUAGUAUGCUAAACCAAACAAUUGAAAAUGGUGCCAACUUAAAGGCAGCAUUGAAAAUAUGUCAUUUAAUUGAAAAAUCAACAAACUUGAAAAUAUUUCAAGAUGAUUUGAAACAUCUUAUAAGCCAAGUAAAUCAAUUGAAUAAUACACAACGCCAUAUGAAAAAAGAAUUUUUGAAAGAAAAAAUUUGGAAAAACAACUUCAAAACUUCUCAAACAGACCCUUUUCAACGAUUCAGUUUUCAAUCAGCUCAACAACAACAUAGCCGUGUUUGGAAAAAUGUGAUGCAACCAACAAAUCUUAAAUCUGAUUAUGUUCAACCACAUUUUAGUAUGGAAUGUUAUGGAUAUGAUCACCUAGAAAUGAUUGCAAAUGUCAACAGUGCUAUUGCCAUGAAUAAUUCACCAACAUUUAUCAACUUGACAAUUAUUAACCAAGAAAUGGAUGGAAUAGUGGCCAAGUGGCUUUACUACUUGAAACUACAUAAAUACCAAUGGUUCUUCAAUAGCCUCAGUUAUCUUGAAAUCAUAUCAAUCGAUGAAGACAAUAUUGAUGAUUUUAUAGCUAAAGUAAACAAAAAUUUUAUUACAAAAGGUGCACAAAAAAAAAUUUGUAUAUCAACAAAAAUGUUGCGAGAUCGGCCACAAAAGUUUAAUUACUUAUUAUUGGCAUUGGAUUUAGAAGUUACUCCAAGUGAAUUGUGUGAAUUCAUGUCAUACAUGCGAGACAUAUUACAUUAUCCCAUACCAAACAAGAAUUGUGUUGUUGAUGAUCAAUUACAACAAGACAUAGUUCUUAUCAUGGGAAAAUUUUUAAGUCAACUGUUGGAAAAACUAAGCAUGACCAAUUAUCUGGUUGCCCAGAGUCUAGUUGGAAUGUCCAUCAACAAAUAUUUAGAAAGCGCAUUGUUAAUUACUGGUAAUCAAAUAUUCACAAAACAACAAAUUGACACAACAUUGAUGUUUGCUGAAACCUUAAAAUAUAAAGUGCAUAGAAUUCCUAAAAACUUUAACUAA